UCACAUGUGUUGUGGUGGAGUUUACUGCACCGCGGGAAAAGUCAUGUGCUUCCAUCAAAAUGUAAACAUGUACAUGAGAAUAAGAUAAGGUAUCUGUCUGAUGACAAUAUUUCUCAAAUCUGCAUUAUAUGGUGGAUGUUUACCCAUACGCAUAUGUCAUAUUAUGUCGAAAUCAUCAUAUUUUACACGAGCUAAAAACAAAACGACAGGUAAGGUGACUGAAAUAGACACUGAGAUAAAUGUAAACAAACACACAAAUGUUGUCGUCAAAGGGUUGAAAGCAUUUGCAGCUAAAAGGAAGCAUAUAAAGAUUGAGUAUGAGGACCAGAAAAACUCAAGUGUCAAACAAGAAGCAGCUAAGCAAAAGAAAAAGAGUGACAACAUUGAAGUUGACGUGAAGCGAGAGAAAUGGGAGCCACCCAACUGGAGGAAUCAGCUGAAGAAUAUCUACCAGAUGAGGAGCAGGAGAGACGCACCCGUGGAUACCAUGGGUUGUGACGUCAUUAGUGACACUCAGGCCUCUCCAGAGGUGUUUCGUUACCAAGUACUGUUGUCGCUGAUGCUGUCAAGUCAAACAAAGGACCAAGUGACGUCAGCAGCGAUGGCAAAACUGCGCCAACAUGGCUGCAACAUUGACAACAUUUUAGCAACAUCGGAUGAUAAGCUGGGACAGCUAAUCUACCCUGUAGGCUUCUGGAGGAGAAAGGUUGAGUACAUCAAAAGGACAUCAGAGAUCCUGAGGAGCAAGUAUGAGAAGGACAUCCCAGGAUCUGUUGAGGACUUGUGUAAACUUCCGGGGGUGGGUCCCAAGAUGGCCCAUCUUGUCAUGAAGUGUGCGUGGAAUGUCAUGUCAGGGAUAGGGGUGGAUACACAUGUUCAUCGCAUCACCAACCGUCUUCACUGGUUCAAGAAACCGACCAAGCAGCCCGAACAGACACGGAUAGCCCUGGAGGAGUGGCUGCCUAGGGACUACUGGCAUGAUAUCAACCAUCUACUGGUGGGGUUUGGCCAGCAGACAUGUCUGCCUGUCGGACCCAAGUGUCACCAGUGUCUCAACCAAAACAUAUGUCCUUCAGCUUCAAGGUCAAGUGUCAAACAGAAAGGCAAGGCCAAGGUUAAACAAGAAGCGCUCAAAGAGAGUGUUGUCUCAACAGAGGAAGAUGUAGAUUUGAGUGACAUCAAGUGUGAAGUUGAUGCAUCUUGUAUUGACGAUGAACAUUUGUCAUCCACUGAAGCAACAGUUAGGUCAAGGUCAUCUAGAGGUUGCCAAGGCAUUUUGAUAAAGCAGGAACCAGAUGAUGUUUAGUGCUACAUAAGAGGUAUCUGAUGUAGGUUUAAAGUUUUAACCAAAGAUAUUUAGACAUAAAAAUAGUCAUAUAUUUCA
Molecule: messenger RNA, 1384 nt
Organism: Haliotis rufescens (red abalone)
Lineage: Eukaryota; Metazoa; Mollusca; Gastropoda; Lepetellida; Haliotidae
Product: endonuclease III-like protein 1
Exons: 4
Coding region: 101-1306 (401 amino acids)
Biological process (GO): base-excision repair; base-excision repair, AP site formation; nucleotide-excision repair
Cellular component (GO): nucleus
Molecular function (GO): DNA-(apurinic or apyrimidinic site) endonuclease activity; 4 iron, 4 sulfur cluster binding; DNA binding
Source: RefSeq, a predicted model, not a curated record